This is a messenger RNA of Fusarium redolens, 1008 nucleotides long. RefSeq lists its product as uncharacterized. The record is from RefSeq and is a predicted model, not a curated record. The coding region runs from base 1 to 1008 and encodes 335 amino acids. Gene Ontology annotation, molecular function: dioxygenase activity. NCBI's taxonomy places the organism in Eukaryota, Fungi, Ascomycota, Sordariomycetes, Hypocreales, Nectriaceae. The transcript has 3 exons.
AUGGCUAAUAUCGAGGCUCUCGCAACCAUACCUACGGUUGACAUCAGUGCCUUUCUAGAUGCUGAUGCAUCAGCCGAGGCUCGUGAGGCCGUCGUCAAGAACAUGAGCGACGCUUGUCACAUCUACGGCUUCUUCAAUCUUGUCGGCCACGGCAUUCCUGAACAUGCCAUUAAAGAAGCCUUUGACGCAAACAAGACGUUCUUUGCUUUGCCCGAGGACAAGAAGAUGGAAGUCUGGAUCAACAAAUCAGUUGGUCGUUCUUUCAGAGGUUACGAGCCGCCUCUGAUCCAGACACACCACAAAGGCCUUCUUCCUGAUACCAAGGAGACUUUUAUGGUGGGACGAGAAGUUCCACUGGAGGACCCGGAUUGUGGCUCUUUCUCGACUGGCCCUAAUCUCUGGCCCUCAAGCUUGCCCAAGGAGAAGUUCCGAGACGUGAUCAUGGGAUACCAGGAAAGAAUGGUGGAGUUGGUAGGCAAGCUUCUUGAGAUCCUUGCUCAGGGACUGCCUAAAGAGUGGAAUUGCCCACCCAAUGUCUUCGAGUCAUUGCUCGAGAAGCCGUCUAUCCCCAUGCGGUUCCUUCACUACGCUCCAGUGCCAGCACAGGACAGCCGUCAGUUCGGAGUCGCCGACCAUACUGACUUUGGAUGUGUGACCAUCCUCGCACAGGAACCGGGCACGACGGGCCUGGAAGUGUACUAUCCGCCAUCCAACUCAUGGGUCCCCGUUCCCGUCAAGGAGAACGCCUAUGUCAUCAACAUGGGCGACAUGAUGCAGAAAUACACCGGGGGCUACUAUCGUAGUGCUCGUCACCGCGUGCUAACCAACACAGACAAGCACCGCCAUAGCGUGGCCUUUUUCCUUAACGGAAACCUCAAGCUGAAUGCAAAGGCACUUGAUGGUUCUGGGGCAGAGACUGUCGUGGGAGAACAUAUCCGUGGACGCUUGAUUGAGACCAUGGGAUCUACUGGAAAGUUGCUUGAACGAGAGGAAAUUGAAGCUAUGUAG